ACAGUUGUUCUGCAGCUUCACAAAAUCAAAAAAAAAUUUUUUUAAAUGAGCAAGGUCUAGCUAUUUGAUAAUUGGUGUCUCUGCAUUUGUAAUGUUAUUGUACCCAUCUCGAAGAAGGUGUUGCACCUGAAUCUGGUCCAACUGGGCUUUUUCGGCUAAAUUACUAUAAUCCUCCUGAAUAUAUAUAAUCACUUGACUGGUCCUGCUGGAUCCAACAAAACUUGUGUGUUUUUAUAACUGAAUGUCUUUUUUUUUUUUUCCCCCUCUCCCCUCCUUCCCUCCCAUCUGGAAGUUUUAUGUAGCAUUUUGCUUAAACCAAUGGUAGGUAGCAUGUACAAGGCAUUGCCUUGUAACUGAUCCAUAACAUUACUGUUACAUUAGAAUGGUGAGGAGCCGGCUUAGGUGCAAUGAACAUUGUCUAACAGAGGGAAUAUGUUGAAAAGCGAGGAUGGCCAGGCAUGAUCUUCAGUUUGGAAAAUGUAGGAUAAUUAUUUUCCUGAGAUAGAAAAGCCUUAUCUCAUUAGAGGUUUGAAGGCUUUGCAGUUUAAUUUUUCACUUGCCUGUGCCACAUACUGUGAUAAGUGAUAAAGUCCACUUUUAUUCAUAUAGUAAAGACUCAUUUUUUUUUCUUUAAAAGGGGCAUGUCUGGAAGCCUUCUUUCUUUUUUUUUUUUUUUUUAAGGCUUUUUUAAAGAAAAAGACAGACCACACACAUAACAAAUAAUUUUGACAACAAUAAAAACACAAUUUUGCUUUAAAAAGAAAUAUUUUCAUCUCCCCACCUUCAGCGUUCUAGCAUUGUUUUAAUGGAUGAGAACCAAGACUGAAACUGAAAUGAAACUGACUAAUCUAUUUUUCAUUAUUCAUUAACAAAAAUUAAAAACAGCAUAAACAGCGAAGCGUUAAAAGGACUGUAAAAAUAAAACGAAACAAAACCCUGUCAGAAUACAUCUUGAUCUGCUACCACGGAGCUCUGCACCCAUGCAGAGUAUAAGACUCUUCGUGGGUCUGGGCUGGCUAAUAACACUGGAGUGGAUACAUCAGCCCAGAUCCUGCAACUGGAUCCAGGUGAGCUGAUCCUUGUAGCUGUGGAGAGUGACACUGAAUUCAGUGAGGGUCUCUCAAGCUGAUCUGGUUGCAAGAUUGGGGCAUUUAAAGUAUAGAAUUUUUCAUGUGUCUUCUUUCUUCUGUAAGAAAUAUGAAGUCCUAGGUAUUACAUGAGAAGGUAGAGAUUUUUUUAUUAUUCUUAGGUGUUAAGGGAAAAAAGUGUAAAAUGUGAAAUUGACAAUAGAACUCUUGUGUGCCUCUCCUUCUUCCCAAAAAUCAAUGCCCUACCACAGUGUCUAAUUUGUCAGGCACUUGACACUUAUUUUUGCACCUUGAGCUCAUUAUUGUCGGCCAUAUGUCAUUUCUUGUUUGAUGCUGACUAGCAGAGGCUCAGAACCGUGACUUCAGGGAGCAUGGAAAUCAGUUUGCUGUGUGAAAAAUUUCAGGACGUUAAUUUAAAACAAGUGUGUACUGGUAAAUCAUUCCCUUUAACCCUUGAUAGGCUUUUACUAGUAAAUAUGUGUUUAACAUGAAAAAUACUGGAGUAUGCAAUUCAGGCAUUCAAAAAAACAUUCAUGAGACACUUCCCGUGUUUUUUAUAUGAACACAGAGAAAGUUACUGGCCUAGAUUCCAGAAGGGCAAAGCAUUCUUACCUCCUUGUAAGGUGAAGGAGAGCUACUGUGUUCUUGGUCCCUUGGGAAAUCAGACUGAGUGUUUCUAGCCUUCAUCAGUGAAGAUUGCCUUCUUACUGGGAACCAAAUGUAAGCUGGUGCAGUAUUUGUAUUGUGGAGGGUCUUCAGACAGCUCCAGUGCCCCUGCUGCUGCUCAUAGUUUUCCAAAGCCUCAACAGAGUGAAAUUAGCAAGACUGAGCAGCUUUCACCUUGCCCUCUGAACUCUGAAAGCAGCGGUGAAACUGUCAAAAAUCAUGUCAAUUCUAUGCUGCUGCCACCUGGAAAAAGCUCGGAUAUUGGAUUUGUUCAUAGACAAGAUAAAGAACCUGAAAGAGGCUGUAGGAGGGCUAGAAUAGCAGAAACAUUUUCUCCUUCAUCACCCUUGCUGUGGGGGAGGUGUAGGGAGAGGGAGGCUAGAGUAUCCAGACAGUCUUUCUACACCCAGGAGGCUGGGCUGACAGAAGGAGGAGACAGAAAACUCCUUCUCUCUCCUGGAAGUUAGAGAAGAGGUGAGCUCCAAACUUAAGACACCUAUUAGCAGAAGGCUGGUAUAAGAGAGAGACCCCAAUUUGAGUUUAAGGGGCAGCACGUUUCUAGAAAUCCCAGCAACCUCCCCAGCAUCUGGGCUGGGCACUUCAUCUGCCUCUGGACACUGUCUCUGAACCUUGCGGGUGAAGCCUGCCUACCCUCAUCUUUCAUAUCUGCCUCUUGGCAUGCUUGGUCCUCUCCCCCCCCCCCCCCCCCCCCCCAACAAAAACCAACAACCCUGCUGCUAUUUACUAAUGAGAAGUUCUCAAUCUGUGAUCUGUAGAAGGGUAUCUGGUCCCAUGAAGUUGGCUCUUCAUUAUUUCCAGCUGCUAAAUUGCAUUACAAGUCAGCUAAAAAUGGAUUAAAUGCUUUCCUAAUCUCUCUCCUAUUGGUAUGUAAGCAAUUGCUUUAGCUGCCACUGGAUUCUAUGUCACCGUGAAUGAGAGAGGAAGGUUGUCCAUACAAUUUUGAAUGGGAGGGAAGGUUGUCCCUGUCACGAUCUAGUGUUGUCCUCAUUCUGGAAAUGUUUGAGAAUGCAUGUUACAGGACUUGAUCCGGCUCCCAUUGAAGUAAAUGGCUAAACUCCUGUUGCUGGUGCAAUAUCAAGCUUGUGUAGAAUGUCCUGUAGUUAACUGCAUACGUUAGUGCCUGGUGAGACUAAUGCUGAGAUGGCUGGUGUGCUUGGCAGAAGAAGUGACCUGAUUUUUCAGAGGUGCUGAGCUACUGUUACUCCUGUUGACUUUCAUGUCAGACACCUCCAAACUUAUAAUGAUUUUACAUUGUAUUGCUAAUGCUCAUUAUUACAACUGAAAGAUUGGAAAAUAAAAUGUUUCUGUAUUUGUUUGUUUACUGUAUGCAUGUGACAAUAAUUUGUGUGUGUAGUCCAUCAAUAUUCCCUAUUGUAUAUAAGGGUCUUUUGUGCAGACUAAUGACAACAUUAUAUACUGGGGCAUAGCAAUAUUAUAACAUAUGCUUAAAAAAACAAAAAGGAGUUGUUUCUGAACAGCUUAUGGUGUCGGCAUAUUUUCUCCAAUUGGCUGGAGUAUGACAUCUGUGAAAGAACUUACUUUUACUUAAAAAAAAAAAAAAAAAAAAAAAAAUCACUUGAUAUUGUUUUUGUCAAUCUCAUGCCUCUGGUAUUUUGUAUUUGUCUACUUGGAAUUAUAGAUAAGUCAUAUUUUUUCUUAGUUGUGUCAUUGUCCUAUAUCUGCACACUGAUAUGGUGUCCUGGGGCUUAGUAAAACCACAAAAAGUCAGUUGAGCUUUGAAAAUGAAACCAACCCAUUAAAGGAGUGUUUUGUUCAAUGCAUUUUGGCUGUUGAGAAAACAUUAGUUGAAACAUAGAGUGACACAUUUGAAAUAUUGUGGACUCCAUGUAAUGACAGAGAUAAAGUGAAACUGCUUUUUUUUUUUUUUUUUUUUUUUUGGGACUUCUACUUGAGGAAACUUAUGUUAAUGAGGACAUCUGAAAAGGAUAUCAGUAUGAACAAUAUCACAAAGCUACCAGAGGAUGCAUUUAAGAACUUUCCUUAUCUUGAAGAGCUACGACUGGCUGGCAAUGACCUUUCUUUUAUCCAUACGAAGGCCUUGUCUGGGUUGAAAGAACUCAAAGUGCUAACCCUACAGAACAAUCAGCUGAAGACUGUACCUAAUGAGGCCAUUAGAGGACUAAGUGGUUUACAAUCCCUGCGUUUAGAUGCUAACCAUAUUACUGCAGUCCCAGAAGACAGUUUUGAGGGUCUCGUCCAGCUACGUCACCUGUGGCUGGAUGACAACAGCUUGACAGAAGUUCCCAUUCAUCCACUCAGCAAUCUUCCUUCUCUGCAGGCCUUAACUCUGGCUCUCAACAAAAUAACACACAUUCCUGACUUUGCGUUUACAAACCUUUCAAGUCUCGUCGUUCUGCAUCUUCAUAACAAUAAAAUAAAAACAAUAGGAAAACAUUGUUUUGAUGGAUUAGACAACCUAGAAACUUUGGAUUUAAAUUAUAACAACAUGGUAGAAUUCCCUGAAGCCAUUAAAGCACUUCCAAGCCUAAAGGAGCUGGGAUUUCACAGUAAUUACAUUUCCAUAAUCCCCAAUGGUGCAUUUGGGGGAAAUCCCCUUCUAAGAACUAUACAUUUGUAUGAUAAUCCUCUCUCUUUUGUGGGGAACUCAGCAUUUCAGAAUUUAUCAGAUCUGCACUCCUUGGUCAUUCGGGGUGCCAGCAUGGUGCAGUGGUUUCCUAAUUUGACAGGAACCAGUAAUCUGGAGAGCUUGACUCUUACAGGCACCAAGAUAAGCAGCAUUCCCAUUAACCUAUGCCAAGAACAAAAGAUGCUUCGGACUUUGGACUUGUCUUAUAAUAACAUAAAAGAGCUUUCGAGUUUUAAGGGCUGCAGUUCCUUGGAAGAAAUUUCCUUACAACAUAAUCAAAUCCAGGAAAUCAAAGAAGACACCUUUCAGGGACUAACUUCCCUACGCAUCCUUGAUCUCAGUAGAAACUUGAUCCAGCAGGUUCACAAGGAGGCAUUUACUACACUUGGUGCUAUAACUAAUCUAGACUUAAGUUUCAACGAGCUGACUUCAUUUCCAACUGAAGGACUGAAUGGACUAAACCAGCUUAAACUUGCAGGCAACUCUGAGCUGAAAGACGCAUUGGCAGCAAAGGACUUUGUGAAGCUCCGGUCUCUGUCUGUUCCAUAUGCCUACCAGUGCUGCGCAUUUUGGGGUUGUGACUCUUAUUUGAAUUCUAACAUGGAAGAUUCCAGCUACCACGAUCAUAGUGUGUUGAUAGAUCAUGAUAGAGCUACAGCAGAUGCAGAUGUUCCAAACACUGAUGAGAAUGAAGAACUGGGUCAGACAAUUAUUCAUUGUACACCCACAACAGGUGCUUUUAAGCCCUGUGAAUAUUUACUGGGAAGUUGGAUGAUUCGACUUACUGUCUGGUUUAUUUUUUUGGUUGCCUUGUUCUUCAACCUGCUUGUCAUGUUAACGAUAUUUGCAUCUUGUACUCCAUUGUCUUCCUCCAAACUGUUUAUAGGCCUGAUUUCUGUCUCUAAUUUAUUUAUGGGCAUCUAUACCGGUAUAUUAACUUUCCUGGAUGCGAUCUCUUGGGGAAGAUUUGCUGACUUUGGCAUAUGGUGGGAGACUGGCCGUGGUUGUAAAGUUGCUGGGUUUCUUGCAGUCUUUUCAUCAGAAAGUGCCAUUUUUUUCCUGAUGUUGGCAGCUAUUGAACGAAGCUUCUCUGCAAAAGAGAUAAUUAAAAAUGGGAAAAGCAAUCACCUAAAACAAUUCCAAAUUGCUGCAAUUUUUGCUUUCCUGUGUGCUAUGGUAGCUGGAUGCUUACCACUUUUCCAUAAAGGGGAGUAUUCAGCCUCACCCCUCUGCUUGCCCUUCCCCACUGGAGAAACACCUUCACUAGGGUUUACAGUAACUUUAGUGCUACUAAACUCAUUAGCAUUUUUGCUAAUGGCUAUUAUUUAUACUAAACUUUACUGCAACUUGGAAAAAGAGGACCUCUCAGAAAACACACAAUCCAGCAUGAUUAAGCAUGUCGCUUGGCUAAUCUUCACCAACUGCAUCUUUUUCUGUCCUGUUGCAUUUUUCUCAUUUGCACCACUGAUAACUGCAAUCUCUAUCAGCCCUGAAAUAAUGAAGUCUGUUACUCUAAUAUUUUUCCCAUUACCUGCUUGUCUGAAUCCAGUCCUGUACGUUUUUUUCAACCCAAUGUUCAAGGAAGACUGGAAAUUACUCAGACGGCGUAUCACCAAAAAAAAUGGAGCAGUGGCAAUUGCUGUCAAUACACAAGGUGGCUGUGUGUCACAGGAUUUCUACUAUGACUGUGGCAUGUAUUCACAUUUGCAGGGUAACCUUACUAUGUGUGAAUGUUGUGAAUCACUUCUUUUAUCCAAACCUGUACCAUGCAAACACUUAAUAAAAUCACACAGUUGUCCCACACUGGCAGUGGUGCCUUGCCAACGGCCAGAUGGGUAUUGGUCAGACUGUGGCACGCAGUCUGCCCAUUCUGAUUAUGCGGAUGAGGACGACUCUUUUGUGUCGGACAGUUCAGACCAAGUGCAGGCCUGUGGUCGCGCAUGUUUCUAUCAAAGCAGAGGAUUCCCUUUGGUUCGUUAUGCCUACAAUAUACCAAGAAUUAAAGACUGAAAGGCUUUGCUGUAAGCUGUUCUCAUAAGGAAGAAGUACAAUGUUUCAUAGACCAUACCUGUUCUGACCUUUCAACCAGGAAGCACUUUUGUAAUCAUUGUGUGGUGUCACUUGUAAAGAAGGGAAGUGGGCAGUAAAUUUCUUGAGCCAUACAUUUGGGGGGGGGGGGUGGGGAAGUUGCCAACUGUAAAUAAUUGGUAAACCAAAACUUGUAACCAAUAUUUUUAUUCUUUCCAAGCAAUAGUGGUUUCUUUUAUACAGUUUUUAUGUGCUAAAGGUCUGUUUCCAUGUUGAACUCCCAUUGUAUUUUGCUUCUACUGUUAUGUGAGGCAAGUUCUGUCAAUUUUUCUGGUUAAGCACAAUAUAAGGGACAGCUGUUAAUAUUAAGAAAUAAUUUUUAAAUGUGAUUUUCUAUAAUUAAGAAAAAAUUGUUGCUAGCUUUGUAUAGUAUUUUCAGCAUUAAUCUCAGGAUGACUUACUGCAGGGCCAAAAGAAGGGACUAAGUCUCCCAUACAGAACUGUGAGAGCAAUAUAGGUAUAACGUUUUUGUUUUUUAUAUUUCAAACUAAGAUUUGAUCUUAAUAAGAUAACUAUUUUUAUUUAAAAAAAUCUUUUGUCAUCCCUCAAGAUCUGCAGACUGUAUGAAAUAAGAAUAUUAACAGUUGUCGGUAGAACUGAACAUGGUUUUCAGUGAAGACACACUGCUUCAGGUGAAAACCAUAGUACCAUUCUUCAGUAUUAUGUAAGAUCAUACUACCAGAAGGAAUUUCCAUGGGCUAGACAGUGUAUAUCGUCAGUGCUGUCUGUGUGUGAGGUUAGCAUGCUUAUUUAGAAAGAGAGAGAGGAGCUAAAAUAUUUUCCAGCCCUAUUCACUGUUUGCAACAGUGCUUAUACACACAAUGAUGUCUCUGAUCAUCUUGAGACUUUACCAGAAGGGGUGGCAAUGAAAAGCAGUUUUCAAUAUAGAAACUUCUGCAUCUCUGCCAAUUAUUUUUCUCCGAGUAAAGUACAGUGUGGUGAGACGGACUAAUUUUCAUGUGAAUUGGUAAAUUACCGGUAAUUUAAAUUUUUUCUUAAGCAUCUAAGCCCAUAUAUCGCUUAAUUACCAUCAAUUAUCCUUUUAUCUAUACUUAGUUUGAAGUUUGAUCAACAUGAAGUUAUGAAUGCAUGAUCAAAGUAAUUAUAGAAGUUUCUUGAACAAUAUGCUGAAUCAAUAGCAAAUCCACUGCCGUACCAGUUACUCUGGAAAUGUUCUUGUUAAGAUUUAAGCUAGAUUGCUGUUUUGAGAAUUAAACUGUACAUACUGUGCAUAUAAUGAAUUUUUAUCUUUGUAUUGUAAAUUAUUUGAUAGAACACAUGAUGGGAAAUAUGGCUUCAGUUCAUUUUGUUAAUUAAAGCUACCUCCUAAACUAUAGUGGCUGCCAGUAAUUGUGGUUUAUAUACUUUUUUGCAUUGUAAAUAGACAUGGUUGUACAUUGUCACUGUAAUAAAACAGAAUCCUUGUAUAUCAAA
Molecule: messenger RNA, 7905 nt
Organism: Chelonia mydas (Green sea turtle)
Lineage: Eukaryota; Metazoa; Chordata; Testudines; Cheloniidae
Gene: LGR4
Product: leucine rich repeat containing G protein-coupled receptor 4
Exons: 18
Coding region: 3697-6393 (898 amino acids)
Biological process (GO): G protein-coupled receptor signaling pathway
Cellular component (GO): membrane
Molecular function (GO): G protein-coupled receptor activity; protein-hormone receptor activity; protein binding
Source: RefSeq, a predicted model, not a curated record